UCAAAUAACAGCAAACUAAACGAAAUCAUUUUUAUGUUUUUCUAUUCGCAAAUUGCAGCGAAUUUUUGGUGCUUUUCUUUUUGUUUUUCGUUAAGAAAAGACGCGCUCCCAUAGAAGAUUCGAGAGUCCAAGGAUAAAGGAAAAGAAAUUCCUUGAUGUUUCUUGUGCUGCAAAUGGAAAAUGAGCAGUCAAAGUCACCAUAAAAUGUCCGGUCAUACCCCAAAGAAGCAACGCACCGAUGAAAUUGAAUUAACUGAACGAUUCUCUGAACAAAUGGCACAACUAUGCAUGUCGGAUGAUUACUCCGAUGUUGCAUUCAUUGUGGAAGACCAACGCUUGCCAGCACAUCGUGUGAUUUUGGCUGCCCGGAGCGAGUACUUCCGUGCCCUGCUCUAUGGCGGUCUAUCUGAGACAAAUCAAAGUGAGAUCAAACUUAAAAUACCACUGGAGGCCUUCAAGGCGCUCCUUAAGUACGUCUAUUCAGGACAUAUGCCCCUUUCCCAGAUGGGUGACAAUAAUAUCCUAGACACUCUGGGCCUAGCCAAUCAGUAUGGUUUCACAGAAUUGGAAUUAGCCAUCUCCGAGUAUCUGCGGCAGUACAUAUCGCUGUCGAAUGUGUGCGCAAUUUUAGACGCUGCAAGGUUGUACAAUUUGGAGAAACUGGUAAAUGUCUGUUUGACGUUUAUGGAUCGUAAUGCGGCGGAAAUUCUUCAACAUGAGUCCUUUCGAGGAUUGUCAAAGGAAUCCUUAGAGGAAGUUUUAAAACGGGACUCGUUCUUUGCACCAGAAGUCCAGAUAUUUAUUGCCGUAAACGAGUGGUGCAAGCAGAAUUCAAAUAUCGACGUUGGGACGGUUGUGUCAUAUGUACGCUUGCCGCUCAUCCAUCUGGAACACCUACUGCAAGUCGUUCGACAAUCCGGCAUCCUUGGUCCCGAUAAACUUCUAGACGCCAUCGAAGAACAAACAACAUCCAAGUCCCUACCCUACCGUGGUACCCUUUUUCCCGAGGAGAAUGUUGCUACCGAGAAAUUCGGUUCAAUGACAAUUUUGGGCGAAUGCCGUUCGGUUCUGCUGGACGGUGAUUCAACAUCCUAUGACAUGGAAAAAGGCUACACGCGCCAUUGCAUCACUGACCAGAAUAAUGUGGGCAUAACAGUUGAAUUGGGCAACAACUGCAUCAUCAAUCACAUCAAAAUGCUACUCUGGGAUCGUGACAAUCGCGCCUAUUCGUACUUCAUCGAAGUAUCGGUCAAUCAGAAACACUGGGAGCGUGUAAUUGACUACACCAAAUAUCACUGCCGUUCGUGGCAGUAUCUGUAUUUCGAGCCCAGAGCUGUGCGCUACAUUAAGCUAGUUGGGACGCACAACACCGUCAAUAAAGUAUUCCAUGUUGUCUGCCUCGAGGCUAUGUACACAGCCAAUAUGCCAAAAGUUAUCGAUGGAUUUGUAGCGCCCACAUCGAAUAUAGCCACGAUUGAGAUGAGUGCCACGGUUGUGGAGGGUGUGAGUCGGACUAGAAAUGCUCUGCUCAAUGGAGAUUUUGUUAAUUACGACUGGGAUUCGGGCUAUACGUGCCAUCAAUUGGGCAGUGGGGAGAUCCUGGUGCGAUUGGGUCAGCCGUAUUAUAUUGGAUCGAUGCGGUUGCUGUUGUGGGAUUGUGACCAGAGGACUUAUAACUUUUACAUUGAGACUUCGGUGAAUCAGAAGGAUUGGCAGAUUGUGGUUGAUAAACGCACGGAAUCGGCGAAGUCAUGGCAGAACUUUGCAUUCCCUCCCAGGCCGAUGGUAUUUAUUCGGAUUGUUGGAACUAGAAAUACAGCUAAUGAGAUCUUCCAUUGUGUCCACUUGGAAUGUCCAUCACAAGACCCGUUGUUCCUUCAGCAGGAGAAGGAGCGAAAGCGCGCCAAUUCCAAAGUCGCCGAAGAAGAUAAUCUAAUCCAGCUUGUUGAUAUGGCCAAACCAUCAAAACCAUUUGUCCCCGAAGGAAGUGUAUCCGAAGCCUCGACUGCAAGUUAUUGUGAAGACAGCGAUUAAACAAAAAACACGAUUGAUAUUCCAAAAGAAGAGCUACAUAAAAAUAAUACAAAAACAAAAAAAGCAAACAAACCUGUACCAAAUGUAUUGAUACCAUUUCCAGAGGUCAAACCGUUAGAAGAUAAGUAAGCGGAGUAAGCAGAGAGCGGAAGCGGAUAGAAAACCAAAAGAAAAAAAGACGCAGAUUUUUUUCAAUAAGAUUCUGAAUCUCAAUUGACAUGCCACAGGAUUUCCCCAUUAGACCUGAAUUCUUCAAUGAUAUUCCAUUAAAACAAAUUAUUAAAAAUAUGAUAUUAUCAAAAUAUGUUAUAGAGCAUAAAACAAAGGUGCCACGCGCUUAAUAUUUAUUUAGAUUGAGCUUUUAAUCUUUUAUUCCCAUUUUGUUCUUGUCGCGGAUCUGUAUAAAAAUAUUGUUAAAGGCUUUAAUCAGACAUUUUUGAUGCAACAAGUGAUAGUCAACAUCCUCAUCGUCAUCAGCUAAAGGGUUGUAUUGUAUUUUUCAAAAGCCAGCUAAGACUUUCUUUUUUAUGUUUUUCUUUGUAAUUUUAGAAGACUAUCGCUUGUUGUGUUGUUUAUUGCAUAUUUACAUAUUUAUUAUAACGAGUCAUGUUCAAUUUAAAUUUUAUUAUUGCAACAAUAAUUAUGAGGGUUGGAAUUCAGAAAAACCAUAGAACUGUUUACAGAUUUUUUAUAUUACACACAAAACAUGUUAACAUGUUUCGUGCAAAAGUUAUAUCCAUUGAAAAACAUUUCCUUUUUCUCUUCUUAAUAGAUUUAAAACAAAAGAAAAUUGUAUGUUAUAAUUUGUUGCAUCGAUAUGGAAAUAUAUAUUAUAGAGAGAUUA
Molecule: messenger RNA, 2878 nt
Organism: Eupeodes corollae
Lineage: Eukaryota; Metazoa; Arthropoda; Insecta; Diptera; Syrphidae
Gene: BTBD9
Product: BTB/POZ domain-containing protein 9
Exons: 6
Coding region: 181-2034 (617 amino acids)
Biological process (GO): circadian behavior; modulation of chemical synaptic transmission; adult locomotory behavior
Molecular function (GO): protein binding
Source: RefSeq, a predicted model, not a curated record